This is a messenger RNA of Epinephelus moara (kelp grouper), 1482 nucleotides long. RefSeq lists its product as uncharacterized. The coding region runs from base 1 to 1482 and encodes 493 amino acids. The record is from RefSeq and is a predicted model, not a curated record. Gene Ontology annotation, molecular function: GTP binding. NCBI's taxonomy places the organism in Eukaryota, Metazoa, Chordata, Actinopteri, Perciformes, Serranidae. The transcript is spliced from 3 exons.
AUGCAUGCUGGGAUACCUGGCUGUCUGAAGUCCACACAAGUCUGCUCCAAUGCAUCCCUGAUAAAUAUACAAUGUAUUGAUGGACAUUAUUCUCUUUCAGUGUCAGACAGGAGAGUUGUCAUUCUGGGAAAAACUGGAGCUGGGAAAAGCAGCCUGGCUAACACCAUAUUUGGAGAGGAUCUACUGUUCAAUACCUCCCACACUAUCAACUCUGAAACAAAGAGAUGUCAAGCAGAAACCAGAUCUCUGAACGGAGGAGGAAUGACUUUGAUUGACACUCCUGGUGUCUUCGACACAGAUAGACCAGAGGAGGAGCUGAAGCGUGAGAUAGUGAGGUGUAUCACAGAGUGCGCUCCUGGGCCUCAUGCUUUUCUCAUUUUGCUGAAAGUGGAGAAAUUCACAAAGCAGGAGCAGGAUGUCAUCAACAUAAUACACCAAUACUUCUCUGAAGAGGUCUUCAAAUAUGCAACAAUUGUCUUCACUUAUGGUGACCAGCUGGAGGAAGGAGAAAAAAUUGAGGAUUUUGUCUGCAAUAAUAAGUCUAUGAGGGAUCUGGUGGAGAAGUGCGGAGGCCGCUGCCAUGUCAUUGAUAAUAAAUACUGGAAGAACAAACAACAGGAUGAAUACAGGAGCAACAAGUACCAGGUGAAGGAGCUGCUCAAGACAAUAGAUAAGGUAACUGAAGCAAACAAAGGAAGGUGUUACACCAAUGAGAUGCUCCAAGUAGUGGAGAAAGAAAUACAGCAAGAGGAGAAGCUCAUUAGACAGUCACCAGGAAACAUGUCAGAGGAAGAGAUCACACGGCAGGCUAAAGACAGGGCAUUUAAGAAGAUAUGGAUCAGACUGGCAGGUGUUGGAACAGGUGCAUUGUUAGGAGCUUUGUUUGGUGCAGUAGCGAUGGUUGGAUCUGUUGUCUACGCUUUAAAGGUACUAGUGCCUGUGGCCAAAGCAGCUGUACUGGCAUCAGCAGGAGCAGCUGGUGCAGGAGGAACAGCAGCAGGAGUGGCAGCCGCAGGAGCAGACUUCCUGACAAACCGGCCACAGUCAGUCAGGAUGGGCCCUCACUGCUCCUCCACUCUGACACACAGCACAGGAGCCCCACAAGGCUGCGUGCUGAGCCCCUUCCUCUACUCUCUGUACACUCAUGACUGUGUACCAUCUCACAACGCCACCACCGUAGUUAAAUUUGCAGAUGACACGACUGUGGUGGGGCUGAUCACUAAAGGCGAUGAGUCGACCUACAGAGAGGAGGUACAGGGGCUGACAGUGUGGUGCAGAGAAAAUAAUCUGACUCUGAACAUCAAAAAAACAAAAGAACUCAUAAUUGACUUCAGGAAGAAGCAGGAUGUCCAUUUGCCACUGUACAUCAAUGGGGAGAGGGUGGAGAGGGUGCCCAGCUUCAAAUUCCUGGGCACACACAUUACAGAGGACCUCACAUGGACAGUUAACACUACAGCACUGGUCAAAAGGGCCCAUCAAUGA